Molecule: messenger RNA, 1134 nt
Organism: Rotaria sordida
Lineage: Eukaryota; Metazoa; Rotifera; Eurotatoria; Philodinida; Philodinidae
Source: the annotation of a GenBank genome assembly
AUGAGUUCAAUGCGUGCAGCUCCUCCUGUAUCCAGUUCAACUUGUGAAUGGUGUUCUCAACAAACAUUUCGUAGUCAAUCAACAAAAUUGUGUCAACAUAGAAUUUGUAAUCAAUGUAUUUUUAUUGAUAAACAAUGUGAAUCGGAUUGUCCUAUAUGUUGGUAUAUAAAUGGAGCACAAUUUAUACAUGAUAAUAGAAUCUGUUCUGUCUGUUGUAAUGGAAUUAAUCCCGGUGAUAAAAUAUUACAAUGUUCUAAAAAUCAUCCACAUUGCCCUCAAUGCUAUGUAGCAGGUUGUGUUUUAUGUCAAUUUCGUAAAUUAAAGUCAUGGAGCCAAACUUCUUAUCGUGAUCUUCCAGCAAGUUCUCAACGUAUUCUUUAUGUAUGUCACAUAUGGCAAAUGAAAUUUGAAGAAGUCCAAAAAUGUGUGAUGAACAGUAAUAUAUUAUUGAGUAAAAAAGAUCCAUCAUUAAUGGACGUUGAUAACAAACAACAUGUGUUAGGUCCAGUUCUGUCACUAAAGCAUAAAAAAAAGCCUUCAACAGAUGAAGAAAUCGGUGAUUGUAUGAUAUGUCUAGAACAUUUGGGCUCAUCAUAUCAUAAACUUGACGUAUGUGGUCAUCUUUUUCAUAAAUCUUGUAUUGAUCAAUGGUUUGAAUCUAAUGGAAAACAAUCUUGUCCAAGUUGUGGAUAUGUCUAUGGAAUUAGUAAAGGUUCUCAACCUCCCGAUGGUCGCAUGACAUAUAGAUACAUAAAUACACCAUUACCUGGAUUUGAAAAUGAAAAUUAUGAACAUGGACAACCAACUAUUGAAAUAACUUAUUUAUUUCCACCUGGUAUUCAAGGUUCUCUUAAUCCAAAGCCUGGUAAAUCUUAUCCUGGAACAACACGUAGCGCUUAUUUACCAAAUAAUAAAGAAGGAAAUGAAGUGUUACGUUUAUUACGAAGAGCAUUUGAUGAUCAACAUAUAUUUACUAUUGGAAGAUCAGCAACAACCGGUCAAGAUAAUGUUAUUACAUGGAAUGAUAUUCAUCAUAAAACAAAUAUUCACGGUGGACCGGAUCGUUUUGGUUAUCCAGAUCCAACAUAUUUAUUUCGUGUUCGUCAAGAACUUGCCGAUAAAGGAUAUAAAUAA